GUGUCGUAAAGUUCUCAUGGCAUUGCUUAUAUAAACCACAGCCAUGAACCCCGACUAAAUAUAUAAUUUUGAACCUAUCCAUGGCUAACCAAGCUCUGACGCCACCACAAACAACACCGCCGCCGCUGCCUCCUUCCCUACCACAGCCAGCACCACUGUCCCCUUCAUUACCACAGCCAGCACCACCGACCCCUUCAUUACCACGGGCAGCACCACCGUCGGUAACAAAAAAAUCCCUAGCAACUAGUGCAGCAAAUCUAUCAAACCUUUUACCAACAGGAACAGUUCUCGUAUUCGAAACCCUAGUUCCUUCGUUUUCGAAUAAUGGCGAAUGUUUUAGAGCAAACAAGUACCUGACCUUAGCCGUAAUUAUUCUCUGUUCACUAUCAUGUUUUCUCUCCUCAUUCACUGAUAGCUUCAUCGGCAAUGGUAAGCUUUAUUACGGUAUUGCAACCUUCAAAGGCUUGUAUCUGUUUAAUGAUUGCGAUUCCUACGACGGAUGUGGAGAAGAAGAAUUGGAACAAGAUAAGAUUAAGAUGGAUAACUUUAAAAUCACUUUCAUAGAUUUUGUUCAUGCAUUUUCGUCGCUAAUGGUGUUCUUGGUUUUUGCUAUUAGUGGGUCUAAUGUUCAAUUAUGUUUCUUCAAUGAAGCAGGACCUAAUGAGAAACAACUCAUCAAAAAUUUGCCAUUAGGAGCUGGUUUAUUCGGUAGCUUUUUGUUCAUCAUGUUCCCAACUAAACGUAGGGGAAUUGGUUACGGAGAUAUCACUGCCCCGGCCUGUGAUCGUUAGUAGUCCAUCCAGCUUAUGGUCAUAAUAGUGAUUUCAUCUUUUCAUGUAUCUGGAGAACAUUAUCCUUUGGUUAAAAAAAAAAAAACUGGAGAACAUUAUUAUCUUUUUGAAAACGGUAUGCGAAAAGAGAAUGGAGCCAUUUUAUGUCAAAUUUAAAGAUAUAUUUUCUGGAAGUGGUCGAAGCGAAUAGCUUUAAAUGCUUCUUGCAUUGUAAAUAACUAUUUUUUCCGCAUCGAAAUAAAAGAAAUAAUAUGACUUCUUGCAUCACAAAUGGUAAUCUUUUCCGCAUCAAAAUAGCUCUAAAUGCUUACUAACAAUAUGUCAAUCUCGAUACCGCUUUGCAAUGUAUCAGAUAUGUAUUUACGAUUUAUCUACAAUGUAUUGGUCAUUCUGAAAUUUAUUUUAUUGAAAAUAAUCAUUUUGAAUUGCA
Mercurialis annua (annual mercury) is the source of this 1221-nucleotide messenger RNA. RefSeq names its product protein DMP10-like. The record is from RefSeq and is a predicted model, not a curated record. Gene Ontology annotation, biological process: endomembrane system organization. The transcript is spliced from 2 exons. Lineage: Eukaryota; Viridiplantae; Streptophyta; Magnoliopsida; Malpighiales; Euphorbiaceae. Bases 81 to 791 code for a protein of 236 amino acids.